AUGGUUUUUUCGCAAACGAGUCACAAAACUCGCAGUUUAUUGAAAGUAAUAGAGAUAGAUCGGUUAAAGUCCGGAAAGAACCUGAAGGUACACCGUCCUUACGGAGUUGUGACCGACCUAAGAACGGAAACAGCACUCUCUUCUCCAACGACAGUAUCAACGCCAACAACGCCAUCAACGCCAUCAACGCCAACAACGCCACUGCUAACUACAAGCUAUUCAGAGGAAUUUCUCAAACCGGAGCCCGUGUAUCAAAGUACGAUGCAGGAUUUGGAUGCAGAGUUCUUCCAAGAUUUGAUUCAGUGGUGCGACGACACACCCACCGAGCAAGCAGUAGUACAGUCCAUUGAUCCAACAAAAACAACAGACACGAGGGCACACACCACCGACACACAGCACACACAAUUCCCACCGCUAGUUUGGGAUGUAAUUGACAAUAACUCUCCCAUAGCUCAAUCGAGCUCAUACAACCCGACCCCACCUAGUUUUCCCGACUCACCGGUCGGGAACGGUAUGGCAGCGUUCAAUACAGAUUUCUUCGGUUCCCCCACCUUCAUGGACGAGGAGCGACUACCAUUCCAAGAACAAUUUUUAGAUAUAGAUAAGCUGCCCGUGGUAAUAGGGGAUCUAGCGUCAGAAACUGUCGCCGACUCAAAUCCAUGGGUAACCAUGGAACCGGUCUGGCAUAACACAUACGAUUACAUGAAACCACAUACAGAUAUACACACAAUGCCCUUCAUCGAUCAAGAGGACUCACUGGACAUGAAAAUGAUGUCCGUAAUACCACGGGAGGUAGAAAACGACGUGGUGAUAUCGGAGUAUAUCCUUAGUGAGGCGCCGCCUCGGCCGUCGUUGGCCUUGGACGUGGCAGCCAGGCCCUGGACACACGACGUCAUCAGCACGCCAGAGGUCCUCACCUACGUCGAGCAGCUUGAAAAAGAAAAAUGUCCUCCUGUAUGCUCGGCCCCGAUAUCACCAUCUCAAUACUCUUCAUCCCCAGCGCCAAGUUGCGCAAAAUUGGAAAAUUCUCCGUCGGCCGAAUAUGAACCCAUCACUCCAAAGAGCGAGCCUCCGUUGGACUCAGAAGAAGACAACAAGUCGAGGACGAGCAAGAGGCAACGGCUCGACAGCGAAGAAUCAGACGAGUCGUAUACACCGUACGAGCAACCGACUCGGCGGUAUAAGCGUCGGAAGCCCAGCAUACCCAUCAAGGAUAUGAUUCGCGCGCUGGAAGGGUCACAACAGUUGACGAAGGCGCGACGCGGGCGACCCCCCAAAAGGAGGGAGAGCACCAUCUCCAACGUAAGCGAAAACUCCUCGUCUGUUUCUACGCACGAAAUAAAGUACAGAGAGCUCAGAGAUAAGAACAAUGAAGCCUCGAAACGAUCCAGAAUGAACAGAAAGCUCAAAGAACUCCAGAUGGAACAGUUGGCUGGCGAACUCGAAGAGCGCAACAAGAAGCUAAGAGUUCGAGCGGAUCUGCUCGAAGACAUGACUAAGAAACUCAGGGAAGCUUUCAUGGCGGCGGUCGCGAAGAGCAAAGUUGGUUAA
Molecule: messenger RNA, 1551 nt
Organism: Pieris macdunnoughi
Lineage: Eukaryota; Metazoa; Arthropoda; Insecta; Lepidoptera; Pieridae
Source: the annotation of a GenBank genome assembly